UCGAUACUAGUACCAUUAGAUGUCAAUCAACAUAAACUCAAAUACAAAUAAAUUUUUGUUUUGCUCGAGUUAUUCAUACAAAUGAAAGCAAAAUCGUCUCAAAAGGUGAAAAAUAGAAAUUUUCUUGACACUACUUUUCAGUUGUUGCGAUGGAAAACACUUGCAAUUUUUGUGCUCUCCAAGAUCAGAGCGUUCGGGAGAUACAAAACAAUUUUACGCAAGAUCUGCCUAUGUUGGACAUAGUAGCAAAACAUUUUUGGUUCACGAAAGAUGAAUUGAUUUCUUUUAACAUUUGCGAUUCUUGUGCGAAGCAGCUACUGGAAUUCCAUCAGUUCUACAGUCAAGUUGAAAAGCUUUAUUUUGCUCAGGUGGACGAUAUAAAAGUGGAAUACGUCCCCUUAGAAACGGACACAAAUCACAUCGAACAAGAAUCCGUUGAUCUCAAAAUAGAGGCGGAAAUUUCUAAUGAAGCAAGCAUAGGGAUCGAAACGGUGGACGAUGUUGAAAUGGAAUGCGGACCAAGCGAAUCUAACACAGAUCAUAUUGAGCCCGAAUCCGUCGAUCCCGAAACAAAUGCAGAAGAUACUAAUGAAGAGUUCGUCGGAAUUGAAACUAAAGGCAAGAAGACGAAAAAAGCCCGUCGUCAGGAAAAGGAGGAACCACUGGUAACCGAUGAUGAAAUACGCAUCUUCUGCCGGAUGCAAUGUCACAUCUGUUCGGAAGAAUUCGAUUAUUACAGAUAUCUACAAGCACACUGUCAAAGAGAACACAAUCAAAGGUGUUACGUUAACUGCUGUGACUGUCGAUUUGAACAGUUGGGAAGGCUUCAGGAGCACAUUCUCGUUCAUAUUGACCCGACCCGGUUCCAGUGCAAACAGUGUAAGAAAAACUUGAAUACCAAGCGCAGUCUUCUUCGUCAUCAGGACACAGUUCAUCGGUCGGAAGACACCAUGAAAUACAAGUGCACGAUGUGUCCCAAAAAAUACGCCAAACUGUAUCUAUUAAAUAAACACAUGGCGUGUCACUUGGAUCCCACUCCGAGCGAUACCAAACCAAAAUGUCCGAUUUGUGAGAAACUAUUUAAGAACGAAAGUUGGUUGGAAGUUCAUGUGACACAAAAACAUGGGAUAACUACUUAACAUAGGCAAAUAAAUAAUGGCAGAGCCAAAUCAA
Molecule: messenger RNA, 1173 nt
Organism: Aedes aegypti (yellow fever mosquito)
Lineage: Eukaryota; Metazoa; Arthropoda; Insecta; Diptera; Culicidae
Product: transcription factor grauzone
Exons: 3
Coding region: 150-1139 (329 amino acids)
Cellular component (GO): nucleus
Molecular function (GO): zinc ion binding
Source: RefSeq, a predicted model, not a curated record